AUGGCAUUUUUGCUAGCAAUUGGAGCUGUUGGUUUUGAAGCACAGUUGUGUUAUGAACUACUUCUUUCACUGUUGGUUACUCCCAGUGCUGUGGAAGUCCUCAGGAUUUUUUGUGUUUCUUUCCUAGAAUCACUUUGCAUGAGGAAUGAUUCCAGGUGCCUGUCAAACUCUUGCCAAAAGAACUCUACAUGUGUUGCUGGUCAUAAAGAUGACCCUUGCCUUUGUGCAGAUGCAUCAGUGGACAGCGUGGAGGAGCUCUGCAACAAAACCUCCAACCCUUGCUCCUCAAACCCUUGUCUCCAAAACGCUACCUGCCUAGGCUCUGCUGGAAACCUCAGCUUCCCCUGCCAGUGCCCUGCUGGGUAUAAUGGACCUACCUGUGAAAGAGCUGACAGUGACUGUGACACCAAUCCAUGUGAGCAUGGAGGCACCUGCCAAAGUGGCCUGGCAGGGCCCACCUGCCUCUGCAGUGCCGGCUACACCGGGAGGCUGUGCGAGAGAGAUUUGGAUGAGUGCAUCUCUGAGCCGUGCCGCAACGGAGCCCUCUGCAGGGAUGGCGUGGACGAAUAUUUCUGCUACUGUGUCCCAGGCUACCAGGGCAAGCACUGUGACCUGGAAGUGAAUGAAUGUGCCUCAGACCCGUGCCUGAACGGGGCAACGUGCCUCAACCAGAUAGGGCACUAUGACUGCAUCUGUCCCCUUGGCUACACAGGUACAAACUGUGAGGUGGAAAUCGAUGAGUGCUUGUCCCAGCCAUGCCUGAACGGGGGGACCUGCCACAACUCCCUGGGGAGUUUUUCCUGCUUGUGCAUGCGGGGCUUCCUCGGGGACCUCUGCGACACCGACAUUGACGAGUGCUCCAGCCAGCCCUGCCUCCAUGGGGGACACUGCAUGGAUGGGGCCAACGGAUACAGCUGCAACUGCACUGGGACUGGAUUUAUGGGAUCGCACUGUGAGACCCUCGCUCCCUUAUGUUGGUCACAACCAUGCUACAACAAUGCCACUUGUGAGGACCUUGCUGACAAUUACACGUGCCACUGUUGGCCAGGGUACGCGGGCUCCCGCUGCGAGCAGGACAUCGGCGAGUGCCGCAGCAGCCCCUGCCUCUCCGGCGGAAUCUGCGUGGAGCGCUCCUGGGCCGGCCACUACGGGCUCGUCCCGGGGCUGCCGUCCGCCUUCCGCUACGACCGGGCCGAGGGCUACAUCUGCCGCUGCCCGCCGGGCUUCGCCGGUACUCACUGUGAUGAAGAUGUCAACGAAUGUUACACAAACCCUUGCCAAAAUGGUGGGAUCUGUGAGAAUUUUCCUGGAAAUUACACUUGCCAUUGCCCACCUGCAGACAAAGAAGGGAUUUUUUAUGGUGGCUGGAACUGUACAGAAGUUCUGCAUGGCUGUACUGAUCAUCAAUGCCAAAACAAUGGAAUAUGUAUCCCACAUUUAAAAAAUGGCCAACACGGAUUCAGCUGCAUAUGCUCACCUGGGUAUACUGGAAUACACUGUGAAACUGUAACCACAUUUUCUUUUCAAGGAAACAGUUUCCUUUUGUUGCAGAAUCCCCAGACCCAUAAAAAGGAUUUUUUCUAUAAUAUAAACCUGAGGUUUCAAACUGUGCAACCCACAGCUUUUCUGUUUCAACGAGGGGAGAAAAACACCUUUGCAAAGUUGGAAGUACUGAAUGGCUACUUACAGUUAUCCGUGCAAGUCAAUAAUCAGCCACAGGCUCUUUUGCAUAUUCCACAUAAUGUCAGUGAUGGAGAAUGGCAUUCAGUGGAGGUAACCUUGGCAAGAGCUGUUAUUCUUAAUUUGCUUGACAGCUCUUGUGUCGAAUCCUGUCUCAAUAAAACAUCUGCUAAGAUAGAUAACGAGCUGGUGAUGUUUGCAUUUCAGAGCACGUUUUUGGGCGGCUUACCAGUGGGGAACAGCAACUCUCUACAGAACACGUUUAAUACACAUUCUGCACCUUCAUUUGUAGGCUGUCUUCAGGAUAUUGAGAUAGACUUGAAUGUUAUUACUCCAGAGAAUGUAUCAUCUGGGUCAUCUUUAAAUGUCAGGACAGGAUGUGCUAAAAAGGACUGGUGUGUUCCCCACCCGUGCCAGAACAGGGGACGCUGCAUCAACCUGUGGCUGAGCUACCACUGUGACUGCUACCGGCCCUACACAGGGCCAGGCUGUGCAACAGAGUUCAUUCCAGGCCGGUUUGGAUUCGAGGACUCCUCAGGCUAUGCUGCUUUUCCUGUUGAUUCCAUUCAGAAUGAGAACUUCAUCAUAUCAAUGUUUGUCCGAACACGCAAAUCUUCUGGCUUGUUACUGGCUCUGAGAAACAGUACUUACCUCUACAUAAGAGUCUAUUUGGAAGGUGGAAAACUCACCAUGCUAGCUCUAAAUUCCAUGAAGUUAUUAGGGAAACACUUCGUGAAUGAUGGAAACUUUUACUUAAUAACAUUAAAAAUAGAACCAAAUAAGAUGGAGUUGUUCCAGUCCUCUCACUACCUAGGCUUUAUUUCUACUCCAGCACUAACCAUCCAAAGUAAGGAUAUUCUUUACAUUGGAGGCCUACCGGAUAACACAGAAACUGAUAGAAAUGGCAGGUAUUUCAAAGGCUGUAUCCAAGAUGUAAGAGUGAAUAACCAGCCGCUGGAAUUCUUCCCCAUCACCAAUCCACUGAAUUCUACCAACCGAACUCUGAUCAAUGUCACCCAAGGCUGCACUGGUGACAACCUCUGCAAGUCCAACCCUUGUCACAACGGUGGUGUGUGCUAUUCAAUCUGGGAUGACUUCACUUGCACGUGCCCCCCUAACACAGAGGGGAAGGCAUGUGAGGAAGUUAAGUGGUGUGAGCUUGGGCCCUGUCCUCAUGAAGCACAAUGCCAGCUGGUGCACCAAGGAUUUGAAUGUCUUGCUAACGCAGUGUUCAGUGGCCGGAGCAGUGCGAUAUUUUACAGAAGCAAUGGGAAAAUCAGCAGAGACCUCACUAAUAUCGUCUUUGGCUUUCGAACCAGGGACACUGAUGUGAUCCUGCUGUAUGCAGAGAGGGAGCCUGAGUUUGUCAUCAUCAGUAUACACAACUCCAAACUCCUGUUUCAAUUACAAAGUGGCAACAACUUCUACAGGCUGACCCUUGUGAGUUCAGUGCCCGUGAGUGAUGGCAAAUGGCACCAAGUGAUGGUCUCUAUGGUGGAGCCCCUGUCCCAGUCCUCCAGAUGGCACUUGGAUAUAGACAAGAAAGACAUGGCAACCAGCACAGCUGCUGCAGGAAGCCUCAACUUUUUAAGAGAAGAGACAGACAUCUAUGUGGCUGACAAGGCUUUCGACAGCCUGGAUGGCCUGCGAGGGUGCAUGAGCACCAUAGAAAUCAGUGGCAUUUAUCUCUCAUACUUUGAAAAUGCUGACAUACCUACUAAAAAACCUCAAGAGGAACAAUUUCUCAAAAUAUCUGCAAACCCUGCUCUUACAGGCUGUUUGCAGGUAGAUUUCUGCAGCUCUGACCCUUGUAUGCAUGGGGGCAUAUGUGAAGACUUGUACACUUCCUACCACUGUGUAUGUCCCACUGGAUGGACUGGCACCUACUGUGAAGUCAACAUCAAUGAGUGCUCUUCAAACCCCUGCAUCUAUGGGAACUGCACAGAUGGGACUGCCUCCUAUGAGUGCAGCUGUGAGCCUGGUUACACUGGGGAGAACUGUGAGGAGGAUAUAGAUGACUGCCGUGGCCACCAGUGCAUGAAUGGGGCUACUUGUGUGGAUGGGAUUAAUGGAUACUCCUGCCUGUGUGCUGCUAACUUCACGGGGAGGUUUUGCAGAUAUCGAAGAUUACCUUACACAGUUUGUGGGAAUGAAGAGAGGAACCUCACGUGUUUCAACUAUGGCAACUGCACUGACCUUGGCAGUGAGCUGACCUGCAUGUGCCUGCCGGGGUUUGUGGGAGAACGGUGUGAGAAGGACAUUGAUGAGUGCAGCUCUGACCCAUGUCUGAACGGGGGCCUCUGCCAGAACCUCCUCAACAAGUUCCACUGCCUGUGUGACGUGAACUUUGCUGGAGACCGCUGUGAGAUUGAUCUGGCAGCUGACUUGAUCUCGAGCAUAUUCACAGCCAUUGGCUUGGUGACGCUGGCCCUGCUGGUGGUGCUGUCCUUGGCCAUGGUGGUCUCCGCUGUCACUGCCAGCAAACGGGCGACACAGGGCACCUACAGCCCCAGCCGCCAGGAGAAGGAAGGGUCCCGGGUAGAGAUGUGGAACAUGGUGCAGCCACCACCUGUGGAAAGACUGAUCUAG
Messenger RNA from Pseudopodoces humilis (Tibetan ground-tit), 4269 nucleotides. NCBI's taxonomy places the organism in Eukaryota, Metazoa, Chordata, Aves, Passeriformes, Paridae. The record is from RefSeq and is a predicted model, not a curated record.